AUGGACGACUAUACGAUCCUUCCAAGUCCCGACGAAGCUCCGUUUGACCACAGUGACGACGAGUACUUCACCGGACGACGACGGAAACCACGCAAAGCGCCACGUACCAGCCGAGCCGUGACUUCUUCCGAAUCGAUGAAUCAGAUUGCCGACUUUGAUUUCAGGUUGAGCGUUGUGAUUGAGAACGUGGCUGUAAUAGGUUUACUGUUUUUAUUUUGACUCUGUUGCACAUUAAUCUAUAAAUACAUAUGCUCGAUUUUAAUUUCAGUUCUGACGCGCCAUCUCCAAGGCUGGACGCCUCGGAAGCAAUGAGUGCUCCGCCGGACCCGGAUAUUAAAGUAACCACGUUUUCCUCGAUAACUUAAAUUUUAUACACUUCAGCGCUACUGGGACAAUAGUCUCGACAUCACUGAUCUCAGUGGACAUGACUUUACUAUCUUCAAGCAACUCCAAGGGAUGCUCGGGAUCGAGAACAUUUCCUUUGAGACGCUUUCCCGUUUCAAUGUUCGUGUUCAUACCGACACCUACGGUCAACCGGCGAUUCUGUUCCCACGCUACCGUGGAAUGACUUCUCGCCUUCGCAUCCCGAUGGGUUUGAAACUCAUCCGUAAAGUCGGGGAUAGAAUGGAAAAGGAGAAUUAUCCGCUGCCCGAUGAAACUUCGUAAAUUGAAUUUGAAAAAUGUCAGUUUCAUAAAAAAUUCUUCUUUCAGCGUCCGUCAAAAGUUCAGCGGAGUAUUCGGACUUCAUAUGGCCACUCUGUCUGACCGUAGCGUUGUGAUCACGACCAACGAACGUGAUGCUCUGGCCGUAUAUGAAGCCACCAAAGCUCUGGUCUUUGCUCUUCCGCACGGAGAAAUCUUGGAUCCUCUGGUCCUUCCGUACUUGGAAGAGUUCGACAAGAUUUACUUGUGGUUCCCAGUUCAACAUGUGAGCUACGCCAAAGAUUGGGGAAGCGCUUUGAACACUUUGAAGUGUCUUCUUGUCAAGUAAGUUCGCAAAUUUAUUUUCUCUUUCACGUUUUCAUUCAGGAACGAAGAACGACCAAUUGAGUUGGUUCGUAACGGAGAUCACCGUCUCAUUCGUAACUCGCUUUCCAACUCGGUAAAAAAGAAUUGCUUCCGGCAAUAUGUUCAUCUUUGGCUUGCAGGUUGUUCGUAUGCGAGAGCGUGGUUUCCGCUCGAUGACGGACUUGGACAUGCGUGAAGGCAUCCGUUCCGACCUUCUCAACUCUACAAACCGGAUUGUCGGGUUCGGACAGGUACAUUUUCAGAAUUGACGGAAAUGGAAAGGAUUUUUUUCAGUGGAAGAGAUUCGCCGUGCUGAACAAGUACCUUGGAGGUCUUCGCCCUGGAGAAAUGACCGUUUUGACUGGAGGAACUGGAAACGGAAAGACGACUUUCUUGUGCGAAUACUCACUUGAUCUCUUUACUCAAGGGGUAUUCCCAAAUUACUUAUAAAGUGUUUCAUCGGGAUUUCAGAUCCGCACGUUGUUCUGUAGUUUUGAAAUGCCCGAGAAAAAGAUACUUCAUUGGAUGCUCGUUCAAUUUGCCGGGUAGGUUAUCAGUGUGCUUCGUGUUCCCCUUCCCAUGCUUGCGAUUUUACUAACAUUUGUUUUUGUCUGCAGUCCAUCACAUCUUCGAAGCCUCGCGCGCACAAAUUCGUAUAAAAACGGCAUCAAGUAAGACUAAUAGCACUAGAAUAGCGUUAGUUGUGUGAUCGAUCCGGCUCGUUUUGUACUUUUGCACCGCCUUGGCCUUCAGUUUAGUUUUCUCACCCACCACUCUCCCAUAAAUUGGGCGAACAAUUUAUGAUCCAUCGAAUAGAAGGGUCAUAAAUGCGAACGCUUUUAUCGGUUUCGUUGUGCGCGAGGCAGUUGUGCAUUGAGAGUGUCUUGCACGGUAGUUUGUCUGAGAUGAAGAUGGAGAUCCGGAAAUGGGUAUGUGUCGAGAAGGAUGUCUGGCAUGAGCUCGCUGCACCGCUGAUUGUUCGCCAGACUUCCGGAACACGUGCGGCUCGGGUAAACCGACUGAACUCAGGCUUCCUCUCCAUCGUGUCGAGUACAGCAACUCGAUCAACUCAUGGCUGGACAGAUUCGAGAGAUCGAGCACAGCGCUGACGAUGCUCGAUUCGGAAGAGUUCAUGGAAAAGUCAAUCAACGAGAUUGCUAGAGUAAUUCGGCUCCGAACAUUAUAUCGUUAAUAAUCUGGAAAUAUUGUCAGGCAAUUCGUAUUCAUGUGGAGAACAGUGGAAUCCAGCACGUUGUCAUUGACAAUCUCCAGUUCCUGAUCAACCAAGGAAUGAUGGCCGAUGAGAAAUCUAGCGGUCUGGACAGAUUCCAUCUUCAGGUUAAUGAAAACGUUCCACGUCAGUAGUUCAUCUAACACUUUAGGAUCGUUUUGUCGGAUACAUGCGUCAACUGGCCACCCAAAACCAGAUUCACAUCACAAUGGUUGUUCAUCCGCGAAAAACCGAUGGGGACACCGAAAUUGACGUCCAACACUUUGGAGGAUCUGCGAGAGUGACUCAGGAAGCGGACAACGUGCUCGCUAUUCAAAGAAAACGCGACGAUCGUGACCGCUCGAAGUUCAGAAAGUUCCUCUAUGUACGAUAUACUUGAUAAUUACUUGAUAAUUCAACUUUUUCAGAUUUUGAAAAACCGCUACUAUGGGCGACGAGUGGAAAGCGAUCAACUGGAGAUGGUGUUCAAUCCAUCCACUUACUCGCACACUGUCGUAGAAUUUCCAAAAUAA
Messenger RNA from Caenorhabditis sp. 36 PRJEB53466, 2751 nucleotides. The record is from the annotation of a GenBank genome assembly. Lineage: Eukaryota; Metazoa; Nematoda; Chromadorea; Rhabditida; Rhabditidae.